This is a messenger RNA of Drosophila ananassae, 1951 nucleotides long. RefSeq names its product T-complex protein 1 subunit zeta (gene CCT6). The coding region runs from base 115 to 1713 and encodes 532 amino acids. Gene Ontology annotation, cellular component: chaperonin-containing T-complex. Gene Ontology annotation, molecular function: ATP hydrolysis activity; ATP-dependent protein folding chaperone; ATP binding. The transcript is spliced from 2 exons. Gene Ontology annotation, biological process: protein folding. The record is from RefSeq and is a predicted model, not a curated record. NCBI's taxonomy places the organism in Eukaryota, Metazoa, Arthropoda, Insecta, Diptera, Drosophilidae.
GACACACUGGUCACUCUGUCUUCUGAUUCUUAGGUUCCAGUCGCGGCGUGUUGGUUUUAUUUUGUUGCAACAAUUUUCUCUCACUUCACCCGGUAAAACAAAGUAUAAAAAGCCAUGGCUUCAAUUAGCUUGCUGAACCCCAAGGCCGAAUUCGCCCGCGCCGCCCAGGCUCUGGCCAUCAACAUCAGUGCCGCCAAGGGUCUCCAGGAUGUGAUGCGCACCAAUCUGGGUCCCAAGGGCACAGUGAAGAUGCUGGUCUCCGGCGCCGGCGACAUCAAGAUCACCAAGGACGGCAACGUUCUGCUGCACGAGAUGCAGAUCCAGCAUCCCACUGCUUCCAUGAUCGCCCGGGCCAGUACCGCUCAGGAUGACGCCACCGGCGAUGGCACCACCACCACCGUCAUGCUGAUCGGAGAGCUGCUGAAGCAGGCUGACAUCUACCUGUCCGAGGGCCUGCAUCCGCGCAUCAUGACCGAGGGCUUCGAGAAGGCCCGCGACAAGGCGCUGGAGGUCCUGGACAAGGUGAAGGUGCCGGUGGAGAUCAACAAGAAGAACCUGGUGGAGAUUGCCAACACCAGUCUGAAGACCAAGGUGCACCCGGCGCUGGCCGACCUCCUCACCGACGUCUGCGUGGACGCCGUGCUGACCAUCGCCAGUGACAAGACCAAGCCCGUGGACCUGCACAUGGUGGAGCUGAUGGAGAUGCAGCACAAGACCGACACCGACACACAGCUGGUGCGCGGUCUGGUCAUGGAUCACGGUGCUCGCCACCCCGACAUGCCAAAGCGUCUGGAGAACGCCUACAUCCUGACCGCCAACGUGUCGCUGGAGUACGAGAAGGCCGAGGUGAACUCUGGAUUCUUCUACAAGACCGCCGAGGAGCGGGAGGCGUUUGUGCGCGCCGAGCGCGAAUUCAUCGACCAGCGCGUCAAGAAGGUCAUCGAACUGAAGCGCUCCGUGUGCGACGGCACCGACAAGACCUUCGUCCUGAUCAACCAGAAGGGCAUUGAUCCCAUCUCCCUGGACGCCCUGGCCAAGGAGGGCAUUCUGGCCCUGCGUCGUGCCAAGCGCCGCAACAUGGAGCGCCUGGCUCUGGCCUGCGGCGGCACUGCCAUGAACUCGUUCGACGACCUCCAGGAGGAGAACCUCGGCUAUGCUGGCGUUGUCUACGAGCAUGUGCUCGGCGAGAACAAGUACACCUUCGUGGAGGACUGCAAGAACCCGCUGUCCGUGACUAUCCUGAUCAAGGGCCCCAACAAGCACACCAUCACCCAGAUCAAGGACGCCAUCCGCGAUGGUCUGCGGGCCAUCAACAACACCAUUGCCGACAAGGCUCUGGUGCCCGGUGCCGGUUCCUUUGAGGUUCGUGCCUACAACGAGCUGGUUGCCUUCAAGGACACCAUCAAGGGCAAGUCCCGACUGGCCGUGCAGGCCUUCGCCGACGCCCUGCUGGUCAUUCCAAAGACGCUGGCCGUCAACAGCGGCUACGAUGCCCAGGACACGAUCGUCAAGCUAACGGUGGAGGAUCGCUUGAAUCCGGAUCUGGUCGGCCUGGACCUGGCCACCGGGGAGCCGAUGAAGCCAGUGGAUCUCGGUGUCUAUGACAACUACAUUGUGAAGAAGCAGAUCCUGAACUCGUGCUCCAUCAUUGCCAGCAACCUCCUGCUCGUCGACGAGGUGAUGCGUGCGGGCAUGACGAGCCUCAAGGGCUAGUCCUAGUAUCCUUUCGCCAUCAUCUGGAUCCAAAUACGUUAACCAAGUUAAUCCACCCGCGCCUAAUCCUCUCCACAUCGGAAUUGUUUGAAAGUAUUCACAAACAAACACACAAAACUCACGCAUUACUUAAACGCUAAUGUAUUUCUCUAUUUUUUUACUUUCUACUAAAUGAUUACUUACUAAAAACCAUUGGUUUAAAAAUAAAUGCUAAUUGCGAACUGCAAACUAUAAAGUA